Messenger RNA from Paramacrobiotus metropolitanus, 3340 nucleotides. RefSeq names its product inverted formin-2-like. NCBI's taxonomy places the organism in Eukaryota, Metazoa, Tardigrada, Eutardigrada, Parachela, Macrobiotidae. The transcript has 13 exons. Gene Ontology annotation, molecular function: small GTPase binding; actin binding. Bases 173 to 3010 code for a protein of 945 amino acids. Gene Ontology annotation, biological process: actin cytoskeleton organization. The record is from RefSeq and is a predicted model, not a curated record.
AAUGCGAAGAUUUAAUGCCGGGAAAAGUAUGUAAACUGCUGCAUGAAUCAGCAUGCCAAUCUCGUUUUUUAUUGCCGAACAGAAAAUCACCAGACUAUGACUGACGUGGAGUUCAAUUGCCGCUGAUCUGAGUGUUGGAUGAAGUUAGACAGGAAAUCAGUUUUCACAAAAUAUGGUGGAAGAAACGGAAACAGAUUUCGGUGAUUUCUCCACAAUAAUGUCGCAGACUCCGGAAAAGUGGAAACAGCUGGUACGCCGGACGAAUUACAACAAAAACCCCAAUCCAUCACUUUUGACAUUGGGCAUUAAUCAGCGCUCACUACGGCCAGCUGACUGUUUACCAUUGCUGAAAAAUCCAACACUCCACAAUUACCGGCUUCUGCGCGACUUUCUCCGCAAUGGCGAUCAUGUUUGGAUGGAGGAUUUCUUGGCGCGCGAAGGUCUGAUUAUGUUGUUGACUGCCUUGGAGGAGUUAAGUGUGCAUCUCAGUCGAUUGGAAGAUGUUAUGGUAUUGCUGGAGAAUAUAAGCUGUAUCAGGGAAGUUUUAAAUUCCGAACCCGGGAUCGAAUAUAUUGUCAGGCAUAAAUACGACCGUACCGCUCUGCAGUUGGCCAAAGCCUUGUCAUCUGAGAAUAUUCCCGUCAAACACCAAGUCUACGAACUUCUCAGUGCAUUGAGUGCUUAUUCUCCAAACGGGUUCCGAUUAGCCUACAAAUGCUUGAAAAGCUGCCAGGAAUCUCGCAAAACAUCUCAGUUGUUUUACCAAGUGGUGGCGGAUUUACGAAAAUAUGCAGAUGAUGAAACUAAAUUCGCUUACAAAGCUUCACUGCUAGCCUUUGUGAACUGUAUGAUGACUUUCUGUGACGGAACAAAGCGCGAAGAAAUUCUUCGGGAGCUGGACUGCAGUUUCUUUUUUGAAACCCUUUGCCGGCUUUUUACGGACGACCAUUCUGCCGUGCAGCUGCAAAUCGACGGCAUUUUAAAAAAUUUAGAAGAAUUCGAUAGCAAACGAUCUUCGUGCAUGUCUAUACAUAAAGCUGUGGGCCAAAUGCUAGCGACAAAAGAAGGCGAGCAACGAAGAAAGGUCACGGAGACGUUACAACAUUUGGCGGAAAUCUUUAUCACUAUGGAUUCCGAUAAAUGCUUUACCAUCUUGGAGAAACUGGAUGCGGCUUUAUCCAGACUGGCGGCUUUAUCGGGAGUAGUUGCCACAACCAAUGACCAUAGUUCCGUUGUCAACCAGGCAACCAGUCCUGUUGUUUUUCCUGAAUCUACUGCAACAGGUUUUGUUGUGGGUAUUCCUGAAACGACACAUUCAUUGCCAACGGAGAACAGUGAGACGUUGCCGAAGCCCACCGUAUCAUGUCCGCCUCCUCCCCCGCCACCACCUCCACCUGCGGCCCUGUCGUUGUCGGCUAUCCGGAAAGUACAACCUAGCCAGAGUGUCCCGCUUCCUCCUCCCCCGCCUCCCAUUAGCAGCCAUGACAUCAACCGAAAUGGACCAGUGCCACCUAUCCCACCGCCACCGCCGUCACCACAUGGUCAAAAUGCGGCUCCAGUUCCGCCACCGCCGCCCUCAGUCAAACUGAGUAAUGGACUUCCGCCGCUGGCUUCGGCAUUGCAAGGCGGCAUCCCCCGCUCGGGAACAUGGAAUGGGACGGAUGCCAAAAAGAUCCCGCAACAUCUGCUGAAGCCGUUGCGCUGGAAUAAGGUUUUCGCUCCUGUGGAGAAAUUGUCGCACUCCAUCUGGAGACAAACAUCUAUAGAUGAAACCUUGUCUGUCGAUAUGGAUCAGCUGAAAGCGCUGUUCAAGGAUAGCGAUGAGCGACGAGGAUCGGUUAUGGGACCAAUGAUCAAAUCCUCUUCGCACGUUGAACUGAUUGAUUCCAAGCGGAGUUUGAAAGUUAACAUUUGCCUGAAGAAAUUCAAAGAUAUCAGUAUGAAGGAACUUGUGGGCUACAUUGACCGCCUGGAUGUGAGCCAUUUUGAUCUGGAUGACCUGACGGGCUUGAUGGGCAUUCUGCCAACACCGGAAGAGGUGGAAGUGUUCAAAGAUUACACCGGCAAUGUAGAUGAGUUGGAUAGUGCUGAAGCGUUUUUCUACUGGAUCGUAAAGAUGCCGGACUUUUUCCUCCACGUCGAGCUGAUGUUAUGUUCCAAAGAAUUUCCUGUUCAAGCCAAAACACUGAUCAAAGAGUUCAAUGAUCUGAAAGAAUGCUGUGAUUUGAUCUUGAAGUCCAAAUCAUUCCGGAAUUUCUUGCAUUAUGUCUUGCAAGUCGGCAACGUUCUGAACUCGGGUCGGACAUUAGGUGAAGCUAAAGCCGUCAAAUUGGAUGGAUUGCUAAAGCUAGUCGAAACUGCCAGUAACGAGCCAAAAGUAUCUUUGCUCCAUUUCAUCGUCAAAGAAAUUCAAAAGCAACACUCGGAUGCGUUGGAUUUCAUCGACACUUUUGAGCCGCUUGGAAAAUCUGCUGGGUUAGAAUUUGCUGUGUUGCAAGCCGAAUGUCAGGCAUUAUUAUCGCGCUAUGACGAUCUGCAUAAGCGUCUCGGCACGGCGACGGAGAGUUUACAAAAUCUUGUGGCCAACACCCUAAAAGACCCCAAAACAUUAACUUUUUCUCUAAAAUCCUCCCGCGAUGCGCUACUGGUUAGCAUCAAAAAGGUGGCCGAUUAUUUCGUCGAAGAUCUAGCGCAGUUCAAGAUUGAGGAAUGCUUUAAAAGUGUCAGCGUUUUCGUCAAACAGAUCAACGGAGUGAUUAAGGAGUUUGACGAUAAGGAGAAAGAGCAAAUACACGCAAAAGAAAAGGCUGAAUCAGAAUCCAAGCCGAAAAUUUCCAAAGUCGGAAUCCGUUUGCCAGGAAUUUCAACACUGCCGAGAAAUUUUGGUGGACUGAGGAAUACAGAAAUUGCAGUGGACAGAACAGAUGAUCUGGAUGCGCGCAUUGUGGACCAGUUGACCAAAGCAAUCAACAGCGGAGAUCCAUUGCGGCGCCUGCGCCGCCGAUCUUGAAGCGAUUUUCUCACUUUUUAAAGACAUAGCUAUCCCGACGGUUUUAUUGCUAGUAGCACAUUCUUGGCAAAAACAUUGCAGCUGCGCUGGCUCGAAUGUUCCGUAAUCUCACUACCUGGUUGAGUCGUUGAUCAUGAGAAAUUUUGCUUGAAUUGUUACAAAUAAUUUUUCACAAAGUUUACUAAUACACCUGUGUUGGUGGAGUCGAAUUGCUUGAUCAUUUAUUUGAUCGGUUACUGCAGAAAAUAGCAGCAAAAGUUUUUUUAUCUCUGUGGCAGUACAUGCGAACUAGACCGUAAAAAAUUAUUAAAUUUAACACGGAUAGCACAA